AUGGCAACCGUUUACGAUUUUCUUUUCCAACACUUAAAGGAAGACCUUCGAAUAAAAGCCCUUGCAAAGAUUUCAGAUGUCACAAAAGAACUUUACGAGAGAUCUUUCAAACAGUACAUUCAGAAUCAUGUUGCUACUAAUUACGUUGCAUUUUUUACAGGUGCAAUAGUGGUUGAACCGCACAUCAAAGAAGCGAAAGUUUGGAAAGAAAGAGCUAAUUUUAUGCUGAGGAGAACCAUGUUUCUUCUUUACCAAAUCGUCGAUGGGUCUAUGGAAGAGGGCGUGGCUGGCUCAUACACCACGCGAUCACUGACUCAGUAUAUUUUCUUGGCUAAGAGACAUCUCGGAACUGAUUUGACAAACAACAUCUGGUUGCGAGAACACUUCUGGUUCUUAUACCACACAAUUCUUCCAAGUUUUACAGAAACUGUUGGUAUUGCCGACUCAAACCAAAACUGGUUUUACGGACCCGAAAGCCAGCUUGUUUUCUUAGAUAGUCACGUUAUGCGAAAUGGGUAUGGCAACUGGCUUGCAAAGAAAAUCCGCAUGUUACGUGUUGAGAAUUCUACAAAGGAAGGAGCCUUCGCACAACGUUUUUGCACACUUCACACGGAGUUUAUUUUCUAUAAUGCAAGUAUUCCAGAAAAGGAGCCUCCUAAUACUUCAACUCCUCAACUUCAUGUUUUUGAGGACUGGGGUGUUGUGACCUAUGGAGGCGGAUCUUUGGGAAAAGGCCGGGAAAAAAUUACAUUUCUUUCUUUUAAAUCAAGCGUUUUGCACGGAUAA
Porites lobata is the source of this 786-nucleotide messenger RNA. Lineage: Eukaryota; Metazoa; Cnidaria; Anthozoa; Scleractinia; Poritidae. The record is from the annotation of a GenBank genome assembly.